Raphanus sativus (radish) is the source of this 926-nucleotide messenger RNA. Its product is annotated as protein disulfide-isomerase 5-3-like. Bases 327 to 569 code for a protein of 80 amino acids. The record is from RefSeq and is a predicted model, not a curated record. The transcript has 4 exons. Lineage: Eukaryota; Viridiplantae; Streptophyta; Magnoliopsida; Brassicales; Brassicaceae. Gene Ontology annotation, cellular component: endoplasmic reticulum; COPII-coated ER to Golgi transport vesicle.
UUUUUAAUGUUUUUAGGAUUAAAAAAAAAAGAAAAAUAUGUAAUUAAAGAAGCGUCGUAGCUUAAUUAAGCUUCACAGGACACGGUGCUUAUGAGACACGUGUCGGACCCAGGUCUCUUUCUCUCUCUCUGUUUGCAGGGUUCACCAUCGUCGUCACUGCUAAUCUCAUCUCUGUCCAUGGUUUGAUUCGUCAUAUGUCUAGGAAGAACCGUCUUCUCCAAUUCGUCCCCUUCGAUCGCAUACUGGAACCCUAAAAUUGGCUUACCCACGAAGCAAAAUUGAAAAUUUUUCAUCAAAAUCAAAAUUGCUCAAAGUUUGAGACAUCUAUGGGACCAAACUCAAACUCAAGGAAAAUACUGAGAGAUUUGACAAAGGCAUCUCUAUCAGACGCUGGGUUAUCUAUUGUUGCUGUCUUCAUUAUGAUGCUUUUGUUCGGAAUGGAGCUGAGUAGUUAUUUGGCAGUCGACACUACCGCAACUGUCGUCGUUGACAAGAGCGUUGAUGGUGACUUCUUACACAUUGAUUUCAACAUCAGGAGCUGUCGAACUGUGCAACAGGGAAGUUUAUAAAGGUUUACACAGGACAUACCAACAAAGUAUUCUGCAUCACAUCCACGUUUUCUGUGACCAACGGCAAGUACAUUGUGAGCAGAUCUGAAGACAACUGUGUGUAUCUGUGGGAUCUUCAGAAUAAAACUAUACUGCAGAGAGUGCAAGGCCACACGGACGCAGUGAUCUCUGUCAGUUGCCAUCCUGUUCAGAACGAGAUUGCUUCAUGCGCUAAUCAUUUGGAUAAAACGAUCAGGAUAUGGAGACAUGAUGCUUGAGAACAUGAGUUUGAAUAUACAACAUAUGUGUGUGUGUGGAAACAACUAGAUUUGAUCUUACAUGAAACAAUGUUUUUUUUUUUUAAGAACCCCUAAAUAG